AUGCCAACACAUGGAGAUGCUUCCGUCAGUGCCAUUGAGGAGAGUGAUCAGGGAGAACUGAUUCUUAAGGUUGAAGAGAUUCAAACCCCUAUCACCAGGAUAGGGGCACAACUGCUAAAAAGUGGUCUAGUCCCAAAGGAGCUAGUCAAUGAUGAGAAUGAUAAAGGGUUGAGGAAUUUUAUACAACAAAUGCUGGAUCAAGGCGAGUUACAGAUAAAUCGUCGUGUUAAGAACAAGGGAGAGGAAGAGAUAGCCGUCGUGGUGGACAUCCUUUAUGAUGAGGUUAACGUGGACAUCCCUUUCGAUGAGGUUAAUGUGGCCAUCCCUUAUGAUGAGGUUAAUGUGGAAAUCCCCAUAAACUCAUUGGUGAUAGAGUUUCCAGCACCGUUCGCGUAUAAGGAUGAGAAGGCGGUACCAUGGAUAUAUCAGCCCAGAGCUUUUAAGCAAGGGCAGGAAGACCGACUUGUGGUAAUCAACGAACCAAACGUUACCUCAAUUGUGGGGCCAGCCGGAAUGACGGGCAGUGGCCGAGUGUUCGCGCCAAGGGCUGUUGAUGCUUCUACAAAAGCCAAAGGGAAAGAAGUUGCUACUCCUAUCCAAAUCCCUGUCCCUAGUCGAGAAAUGCAAGAAAUGCAUUUGUCUUCUAAAGUUGCGGUCACUCAAGUACACAGGAAUUCAUUAUUGAAAGUGUUAAGCGCAGCACAUAUCACGAAAGACAUAACAACAGAACAGUUUGACGAUGUGAUAGCUUGCGUAACCACUGGAAAUUUUUUGGGGUUUAAUGAUGAUGAGCUGCCAGUUGAGGGAAAGAACCAUAACAAGGCCCUACAUAUCUCCUUGAAAUGCAUAGACACUAUACUAUCAAGGAUAUUAGUAGACACAGGUUCCUCACUGAACGUCAUGCCAAAAACCACUUUGAUAAAGCUGCCGAUGGAAGGGAUGAAUAUGAAGCCCAGUACCCUAAUUGUAAAAGCAUUCGAUGGUUCAAGACGAGCAGUGAUAGGAGAGGUUGACCUACCAAUCAAAAUAGGCCCAACCUUUUUCAAUAUCACAUUCCAGGUUAUGGAGAUACAUCCCGGUUAUAGCUGCUUACUUGGGAGACCAUGGAUCCACUUUGCAGGUGCCGUCACCUCCACUUUACACCAAAAGCUAAAAUUCAUUACCAAUGACAAGAUGAUUGUGAUUGGAGGGGAGGAGGAUAUCUUGGUUAGCCACUUAACAUCUUUCCGAUAUAUCGAAGUGGAUGGCGAGAUAACCGAGACAUCAUUCCAGUCCUUGGAAGCGGUAAAUAUGAUGGCUGUCCAAAAGACAUUGGAGACUCCGAAGUCAGGACCGUCCAUGGCCUCGUGGCAAGGAGCUAAGGCUGUGAUGGAAAGUAAGAGUGCUCAAGAUUGGGGCAAAGUGGUGGAAGUGAACCAGAAGCGAGACAAGUUUGGGUUAGGGUAUGACCCAUCGUCAAUUGAAGCCGGUAACCAACACGAUAAAGAGCAGAUUCCUCCUGUAGAAGAAACGUUCACCAGCGCUGGCCACAUUUUUGGCAACCAGGUGGCAACGAUCAAUGUUGAAGAUCACGAGGGAGAGGUGUCUAGCUGGAUACGACAAGCCGCGCCUAAUGAAGAACUGACAAACUGGAAGGCUGUGGAAGCAAUCAAAGGAAGCGUACUAGCAGACCAUCUUGCCCACCAACCGUUAGAGGAUUACCAACCUUUGAAGUUUGACUUCCCAGAUGAGGACAUCAUGGUUGUCAAGGAUGAUGAAGACUCCGAGCAAACGGAGGAUCUUUAG
Molecule: messenger RNA, 1785 nt
Organism: Lathyrus oleraceus (garden pea)
Lineage: Eukaryota; Viridiplantae; Streptophyta; Magnoliopsida; Fabales; Fabaceae
Exons: 3
Coding region: 1-1785 (594 amino acids)
Source: RefSeq, a predicted model, not a curated record